This is a messenger RNA of Syzygium oleosum, 6791 nucleotides long. Its product is annotated as pleiotropic drug resistance protein 3-like. The record is from RefSeq and is a predicted model, not a curated record. Gene Ontology annotation, molecular function: ATP binding; ATP hydrolysis activity; ABC-type transporter activity. NCBI's taxonomy places the organism in Eukaryota, Viridiplantae, Streptophyta, Magnoliopsida, Myrtales, Myrtaceae. The transcript is spliced from 24 exons. The coding region runs from base 1010 to 5362 and encodes 1450 amino acids. Gene Ontology annotation, cellular component: membrane.
GUCAUUAGUGAUUGGCUUUCUUAUAUUCUGUGAUUCGCAAGAUUAGACCUCGAUGUUAGGUAUAUUUGCCUUUCUUCUGGUAUUGUAUUUUAUAUGCCGCAAUCUGCUGAUGUCCACACCAUUUUAUUGGAUUCAAAUCAAUUUUUAUUCCCUACCCUCUCAACGUAACCUGUGGUUGCGCCUAGCAAUUCUUAGUUGCUAAGUUCUACCAUCUAAUGCCAUUGAAUUGGCCUUGAAGUUUCUUCAUGAUUCUGUUAUGUCGUGGAUCGAAUCAGCGGCUCAUGUUUAAUUGCUGCCGGGGGAAAAUAAGGGCGCGGGUUUGAUACUUGUGAAAUGAAUCUGUGGAGCAGAGGCACGGCCAAACUUAACUUGAUAGGGGUAUAGAGGCGCAGCCCCCGUAACCACGUGGAAGAAGGCUGAUUCUGUAUGCCUAUAAUGUUAUUCCUUUGCGAUGCAGUUUAAUGAAUUGAUCACACCGAUUGAACCACAUUGAUAAGCGAGUUCUUUUUAAUUCUAUAUUCACUUUCUUGCAAGAAGCUUAACAAACGAGGUAAAGUUACUAAUUCAUUCCAAAAGAGGAAUUGCCUUAGUUAUCUUGAGCUUGGUUUUUUUUUUAGGGAAGGAUUGCCUAUUUGACAGAGGGAAGAGAAGUAAGAGGUGACAGAGAAGCAUGCACCAUAUACCAGCCUAAACUACUUGCAAGUUGCUAGAAUAUGGAAGUCAACUCCCUGAGUUUGGUUACUUGAGAAGGCAAAAUACUAUGUACCAACUCAGAUGUUUGCGGGCUUAUUAAAACUUGAUUAACUGACAUGACUCUCUUACUUCCCCUGCCGCCCCAAAGGAAAAGUUAAUUUAUCGGUUCCACGUUCCUUAUGCAGCAAGCGUAUGAAUGAUGUAAUUGAUUACUUCAUCUUCAUUUGAUACCAGUACCGUUGGUCUAUACAUAUGCAUGAGCAUAUAGCAUUCCAGUUUUUCUUCAGAGUUGACAUUUGUGCCUACACUCUCACAUAUGGCUGAGCUAAUUGGAACGGAAUCAGAUGGUAUAGAAUCCAUUAGAAACGAGAUAUCAGAGCUAGGAAGGAGCCUCAGAUCAUCAUUUCGGCUUCAUGCUUCGAGUUUUCGAAGCACCUUGGCUGUGAGCACAACAGAAGAUGAUACCAACGAUGAAUACGAUCUCCAAUGGGCUGCCAUUGAGAGGUUACCAACUUUUGAGCGGUUGAGGUCGUCACUGUUUGAUAGUGAGAUCGAUGGAAAGGCGGUUGAUGAUAAAGGAAAGAAAGUGGUUGAUGUUACCAAGCUUGGUGCAUUGGAGCGUCAUUUUUUCGUACAGAAGCUCAUCAGGCAUAUUGAGAAUGACAACCUUAAUUUGUUGCGCAAGAUUAGAGACAGAACAGAAAAGGUUGGUGUCAAAUUGCCCACCAUAGAAGUCAGAUAUCUGAAUAUAUGCAUUGAAGCAGACUGUGAGAUAGUUCAAGGAAAGCCCCUGCCCACUCUCUGGAAUUCUCUAAAGAGCAUGCUUCCUGGUAUCCCUGCAAUGCCAGGUUCAAAGUUACGGAAGGCUAAAAUAAGCAUCAUUAAGGAUGUCAGUGGAAAUAUAAAGCCCGGAAGAAUGACUCUACUGCUUGGACCGCCUGGAUGUGGGAAAACUUCCUUUCUAAAGGCUCUGUCAGGGAUUCUAAGCAAAUCGCUUGAGGUCACUGGAGAAAUAUCAUAUAAUGGCCAUAAGCUUGACGAGUUCAUCCCCCAAAAAACGUCUGCUUACAUAAGCCAGUAUGAUCUGCACAUUCCAGAAAUGACUGUGAGGGAAACACUGGACUUCUCUGCCCGUUGUCAAGGUGUUGGAAGCAGAGAAGAUAUCAUGAUGGAGAUCAGCAGAAGGGAGAAGGAAGCAGGAAUUGUUCCAGAUCCUGAUAUAGAUACUUACAUGAAGGCAAUUGCUCUCAAAGGACUUAAAAGAACCCUUCAGACAGACUACAUUUUAAAAAUCCUAGGGCUGGAUAUCUGUGCAGACACAUUGGUUGGAGAUCCCAUGAGAAGAGGAAUAUCAGGUGGUCAAAAGAAGAGAUUGACUACAGCGGAGAUGAUUGUUGGCCCUAAUAAAGCUCUAUUCAUGGAUGAAAUAACGAACGGCUUGGACAGUUCGACGGCCUUUCAGAUUGUUUCUUGUCUUCAGCAACUAGCACAUCUGACAGAUGCCACUAUACUGGUUUCGCUUCUUCAGCCUGCGCCAGAAACAUUUGAUCUUUUUGAUGACCUUAUUCUGAUGGCUGAAGGGAAAAUUGUGUACCAAGGCCCUCGUGAUCAAGCUCUGAAGUUUUUUGAGGAUUGUGGUUUCAGGUGUCCUGAAAGAAAAGGGGUUGCUGAUUUCCUCCAAGAGGUUAUAUCUAGAAAAGACCAAGCACAAUAUUGGCAGCAUCCUGAGCUACCGUACGGUUAUAUAUCGGUCAAUAUGUUCUGUAAAAAGUUCAAGGAAUCUUAUUAUUGGAUGAAGCUAGAUCAGGAGCUUUCAGACACAUUUGAUAGGUCCAAAAUCCACAAAAAUGCUCUUUCUUUCAACAUAUACUCUCUGUCCAGAUGGGAACUUCUGAGAGCAUGCAUGGCGAGGGAACUUCUUCUCAUGAGGAGAAAUUCUUUUAUCUAUGUUUUCAAAUCAGUACAGCUUAUUUUCGUUGCAUUUAUCACGAUGACGGUAUUCUUGCGGACUCGGAUGGGAUUAGAUGUUUUUCAUGCCAACUACUAUAUGGGCUCUCUGUUUUAUGCGCUAGUCAUACUCCUCGUUGAUGGAUUUCCGGAAUUGGCAAUGACCGUUUGGAGGCUAGCAGCCUUCUAUAAACAAAAGGAGCUGUGCUUUUACCCUGCUUGGGCUUAUGCAAUUCCAGCAUCUAUACUGAAAAUUCCUCUUUCGCUGCUGGAAUCUGUGGUUUGGACAUCUCUUACAUAUUAUGUGAUUGGAUACAGUCCUGAGGCAGGCAGGUUCUUCCGCCAAUUAUUACUUCUUUUCUCUGUGCACUUGUCCUCAAUAUCCUUGUUCCGUUUUCUUGCCUCAAUCUUUCAAACUGUUGUUGCUUCCACCACAGCUGGUAGUGUUGCAUUACUGAUUUUGAUGCUUUUUGGUGGUUUCAUCAUCCCAAAACCCUCUAUGCCUGCUUGGUUGAAGUGGGGUUUCUGGGUCUCUCCACUAACAUAUGGAGAAAUUGGACUUUCUGUUAAUGAAUUUGAUGCUCCACGAUGGCAAAAGAUAUUGUCAUCAGACACUACAGUAGGGAGUGCAACCCUUGAAAGCCGAGAACUAAACUUUGAUGGGUACUUCUUUUGGGUAUCAAUUGGUGCCUUAUUGGGAUUUACCUUACUGUUCAACAUUGGUUUCACUUUGGCCUUAACUUUCUUGAAGCCUCCGGGAUCAUCACGUGCUAUCAUUUCACGUGAGAAGUACUUGCAUAGUCGUGAAACUGAAGAUUCUCAUGACAGCAUAAAGCAUGAAGAGCCAAAGAAAGUUUCUGCUGAACCUAUAAAAACAAAAAAUGGCAGGAUGGUUUUACCUUUCACACCAUUGACGCUCGUUUUUAACAAUGUGCAAUACUACAUAGACACCCCUGUGAAAAUGAGAGAACGAGGAUUUGCACAGAAAAGACUGCAACUUCUCUCUGAUGUCACAGGCGCAUUCAGACCUGGUAUUCUUACCGCAUUGAUGGGUGUGAGUGGAGCUGGGAAAACUACUCUUAUGGAUGUCCUUUGUGGGAGAAAAACUACUGGCUAUAUUGAAGGAGAAAUCAAAGUUGGUGGUUAUCCUAAGGUUCAAGAAACAUUUGCAAGAAUCUCUGGUUACUGUGAGCAAACGGACAUACAUACCCCACAAAUCACUGUGGAAGAGUCUGUUAUUUUUUCCGCUUGGCUUCGUUUAGAUCCUCAGAUUGACUCAAAACGUAAAACGGAAUUUGUCAAUGAAGUCCUGGAGACGAUCGAGCUUGAUGGAAUAAAAGAUUCUUUAGUGGGCAUACCUGGUGUUAAUGGUCUAUCCACAGAGCAACGAAAACGAGUCACAAUCGCUGUAGAGCUUGUUGCAAAUCCUUCCAUAAUCUUUAUGGAUGAGCCUACAACAGGACUUGAUGCCAGAGCUGCUGCGAUUGUCAUGCGAGCAGUGAAGAAUGUAGUUGACACAGGACGAACAAUAGUUUGCACUAUCCACCAACCCAGCAUUGACAUAUUUGAGGCUUUUGAUGAGUUGGUUUUAUUAAAAACUGGUGGAAGGCUGAUUUACUCAGGACCCUUGGGACAUAACUCAAGCAAAAUUAUAGAAUACUUCGAGAGUAUUCCAGGGGUGCCAAAGAUUAAGAGCAACUACAAUCCGGCUACAUGGAUGCUAGAGGUGACUUCUACCGCAGCUGAAGCUGAACUUGGCAUUGAUUUUGCUCUAAUAUAUAGAGACUCGACAAUUUAUGAGACCAAUGAAGAGCUUGUAAAGCAGUUGAGCACUCCAUCUCCCGGUACAAGUGACUUGCACUUCUCCUCCCAAUUCUCACAGAACAGGUGGGGACAAUUCAAGUCAUGUCUCUGGAAGCAGUGCUUGUCCUAUUGGAGAAGUCCUCCUUACAACUUGACUCGUAUCCUCCACAAUGUUGCUGCGUCUUUUCUCUUUGGGCUACUGUUCUGGAAGCAAGGGAAGAAACUAAACAACCAGCAGAACUUAUUCAAUGUAUUUGGGUCAAUGUAUAUAGCCGUGAUCUUCUUGGGCAUAAGCAAUUGCUCAUCAGUACUCCAGUAUAUUGCUAUGGAACGGACCGUCAUGUAUCGUGAGAGAUUUGCAGGGAUGUACUCUUCAUGGGCUUUUUCACUAGCACAGGUUGUUGUUGAGAUACCAUAUAUACUAGCCCAAGCAAUUUUCUUUGUGAUCAUCACCUAUCCGAUGAUUGGUUAUUUCGGGUCAGCAGACAAGAUUUUCUGGUACUUUUAUGUCAUGUUCUGCUCAUUGCUGUCAUUCAAUUACCUCGGAAUGCUGCUCGUGUCCCUGACACCAAAUUUCAUGGUGGCUGCAAUUCUACAAUCUGCCUUCUACGCAAAUUUUAAUCUUUUUGCUGGGUUUUUGAUCCCAAAACCGAGAAUUCCAAAGUGGUGGAUCUGGUUGUACUAUGUGUGUCCAACAUCGUGGGCACUUAAUGGUAUGCUAAGUUCGCAGUAUGGAGAUAUCAAUAAGAGAAUAGAGGCAUUUGGAGAAACCAAAACUGUGGCGGCCUUCUUGGAGGAUUAUUUCGGAUUUCACCAUGAUCAAUUAUAUGUCGUGGCCAUCGUUCUCGUCGCCUUUCCUUUUGCUCUAGCAACUCUUUUUGCAUUGUGUAUGGGGCACUUGAACUUCCAGAAAAGGUGACAUCAUAAUUCUUUGUUAGUAUCACAGUGUAAAAUGUAGUUGUACAAUCCUCAAAACUAGCCAAAUAAAGUGAAUAGGUUUUUGUGACAAUGGAGUGGCCACAUUGAAACGAUUAGUAUUCUGGAUUUAGAAGUGUAUUAGUUUCAGCAUGGCCAAUUUGUACAAGUUUAGAGGAGGAUUCAGUGCUAGACAGUAAUGAAUAUAAUCUCAUGUGAAAUCUCUCCAAGUUCCUGGAACUCUCUCUUGUUGUCAAUUUGUGAUGAUGAAGGAGAGUCGGAGGGCAUCUCUCAGCUUCAGCUAAUUUUAGGUCUCUAACUGUUACACAAUAGAAGCACGUCUUUAAUUCUGAGAGCUUAGAGAAACAAAAGUACGGCGACUUUUGAUAUCGUUUUGAUGCUAAACACCCAUAUGUCUCUGAUAAAGACAGGUCCGAAUCUAUAAUAAUAAUUCACAGACAAAGUGAAACUAACUAAAGCAACUAUGUGUCUGAGCAUGACAAGAAAAUCUCGAGUAAAGAAAAGGCAGUGAACUCUGAGGAUAAAGCUUAGAGCACAAUGGUAUGCAGAAACUGGUUGUUUCCGAUGCAAUUAAGACAGACAUCCAAGUAGAACAGGCCAAAAAUGGGAUGUGAAACAACAUUCUUGGCACUCUGUUGCAACACCUUCCACAGAUAUUGGCACACAAGUUACCAGGUUUGAAGCAGUAGAAUCUGCGAAGGGUUGAUAACGAACAUAGAAAGAAACAGAAGAAAAGGCGCGUUGUUGUCAUCUCCUGAAAACAGAAGACCCUUCACCAUUAGAUUUUUAAUUAGAGUAAGCACUGCCUGUCAGGCAAUUGUGUCAAUCUCUCAUUGCCCUCAUUCCGCUAUACUUUGUCGAGCAAUUUGAAGUGUUCAUGGUAUGUAAUUACAUAUGUCAUGAAGAAUUGACCGAAAGCUAAUUUUGCUGCAAAUGCACUAGCCUCUUAACAUUUACAUUUUCUACCUGUUCUAUUUCUUUUGGUAGCUGCUGCACUACACUUCAUUAUAGAGGCACUACAGUAUCACUACAAAUUUCAUGAGGAAACAUAUUAUAUUUGUGACUCAUUUGUUACCUCAGCUUUUUAAAGGAUGUUGGAUAUUGUCUCUCCAAUGCCUUUAGUUUUUCCUUCGCCAUUAAAUCUGCGUUCAUUGAGUCUACUUCUUCCCUUAAAUGUUCAGUUUCUUCCAGUAGUUUUGUAAAAGGGGGCCCCUCUCUGUCAGCUGCAGUUUCCGUCAAUAGUUUUCAAGGAUUUUCUAAAGUACGGAAACUAACUUUAUAGAUAGUUUCAUGUGCUUACGCUUUUGACCUUUGUGGUGAAGAUGACAUCUACUAUGUUUGCUAAAUUGGUUAUGAUCAUUGGUGCCCUGAAAAGAUUCAUUUUCUUAAAACUCGCGUUACCCUUGAAUCUG